Messenger RNA from Rhinopithecus roxellana (golden snub-nosed monkey), 2384 nucleotides. RefSeq names its product sprouty RTK signaling antagonist 2 (gene SPRY2). Bases 655 to 1602 code for a protein of 315 amino acids. Lineage: Eukaryota; Metazoa; Chordata; Mammalia; Primates; Cercopithecidae. The record is from RefSeq and is a predicted model, not a curated record. Gene Ontology annotation, biological process: animal organ development; multicellular organism development; negative regulation of MAP kinase activity. The transcript has 2 exons. Gene Ontology annotation, cellular component: cytosol; membrane.
AGCGUGGAGUCGCUGUGUGUGCGUGGGUUGGACUUGUGCGUCCUGGCUGCGUGUCUCAGGCAGGGCUUUCGUGCUCGCCGUGUCGGGGUGGCAAACCUGUGCCGGAUGUCCGAGGGGCUUUGCAGAAAGCCAAGCAGUGGUGGUCAGCGUGACCUGUGCCUCGGGGCGGGGUGGCUCCUUGGGGCUGCAAGGCAGUUCCCUUGAGUUGGGGGAGAUCUUAACUGGGGAGAGGGAGGCGGGGGAAGUGUGCUCCUGCAUUUCGUGACACGUCCCCUUCGGAGGCGCCCGCGGCCACCGCCUGUCUGUGAGUCUUGUCUGUGAGUCUUGGGAUCGUAAGCAGGGGGGCAGCCUGGCCCAUGGACAGCGUCAGUCCGCCUGGAGAAACGUACCCUGGGGAUCGGCUGUGUCCCACCUGCUGGGGACGGUGUUGCGGCACAGAGAGGCAAUAAACUAAGUGAAAGCAAAGGGCAGCGCUGUCUUCUGCCAUUCUUUUGGAGGUGAGGAGAUCCGGUUUCCAGCGCUGCCUUGCUCCGAAUUGGGAGACGUUUGUCACCUGCCUUGUUCGCUGUGGCCUCUAUUCUAAAGAGCGGAGAUUGGAUAAAGGAGUUCAGAUGUGUUCUAAGCCUGCUGGAGUGACCACACUUCCAAGACCUGAUGGAGGCCAGAGCUCAGAGUGGCAACGGGUCGCAGCCCUUGCUGCAGACGCCCCGUGACGGUGGCAGACAGCGUGGGGAGCCCGACCCCAGAGACGCCCUCACCCAGCAGGUACAUGUCUUGUCUCUGGAUCAGAUCAGAGCCAUCCGAAACACCAAUGAGUACACAGAGGGGCCUACUGUCGUCCCAAGACCUGGUCUCAAGCCUGCUCCUCGCCCCUCCACUCAGCACAAACACGAGAGACUCCACGGGCUGCCCGAGCACCGCCAGCCUCCUAGGCUCCAGCACUCGCAGGUCCAUUCUUCUGCACGAGCCCCUCUGUCCAGAUCCAUAAGCACGGUCAGCUCAGGGUCGCGGAGCAGUACGAGGACAAGUACCAGCAGCAGCUCCUCUGAACAGAGACUGCUAGGAUCAUCCUUUUCCUCCGGGCCUGUUGCUGAUGGGAUAAUCCGGGUGCAACCCAAAUCUGAGCUCAAGCCAGGCGAGCUUAAGCCACUGAGCAAGGAAGAUUUGGGCCUGCAUGCCUACAGGUGUGAGGACUGUGGCAAGUGCAAAUGUAAGGAGUGCACCUACCCAAGGCCUCUGCCAUCAGACUGGAUCUGCGACAAGCAGUGCCUUUGCUCGGCCCAGAACGUGAUUGACUAUGGGACUUGUGUAUGCUGUGUGAAAGGUCUCUUCUAUCACUGUUCUAAUGAUGAUGAGGACAACUGUGCUGACAACCCAUGUUCUUGCAGCCAGUCUCACUGUUGUACACGAUGGUCGGCCAUGGGUGUCAUGUCCCUCUUUUUGCCUUGUUUAUGGUGUUACCUUCCAGCCAAGGGUUGCCUUAAAUUGUGCCAGGGGUGUUAUGACCGGGUUAACAGGCCUGGAUGCCGUUGUAAAAACUCAAACACAGUUUGCUGCAAAGUUCCCACUGUCCCCCCCAGGAACUUUGAAAAACCAACAUAGCAUCAUUAAUCAGGAAUAUUACAGUAAUGAGGAUUUUUUCUUUCUUUUUUUAACACACAUAUGCAACCAACUAAACAGUUAUAAUCUUGGCACUGUUAAUAGAGAGUUGGGAUAGUCUUUGCUGUUUGCAGUGAAAUGCUUUUUGUCCAUGUGCCAUUUUAACUGAUAUGCUUGUUAGAACUCAGCUAAUGGAGCUCAAAGUAUGAGAUACAGAACUUGGUGACCCAUGUAUUGCAUAAGCUAAAGCAACACAGACACUCCUAGGCAAAGUUUUUGUUUGUGAAUAGUACUUGCAAAACUUGUAAAUUAGCAGAUGACUUUUUUCCAUUGUUUUCUCCAGAGAGAAUGUGCUAUAUUUUUGUAUAUACAAUAAUAUUUGCAACUGUGAAAAACAAGUUGUGCCAUACUACAUGGCACAGUCACAAAAUAUUAUACUAAUAUGUUGUACAUUCGGAAGAAUGUGAAUCAAUCAGUAUGUUUUUAGAUUGUAUUUUGCCUUACAGAAAGCCUUUAUUGUAAGACUCUGAUUUCCCUUUGGACUUCAUGUAUAUUGUACAGUUACAGUAAAAUUCAACCUUUAUUUUCUAAUUUUUUCAACAUAUUGUUUAGUGUAAAGAAUAUUUAUUUGAAGUUUUAUUAUUUUAUAAAAAAGAAUAUUUAUUUUAAGAGGCAUCUUACAAAUUUUGCCCCUUUUAUGAGGAUGUGAUAGUUGCUGCACAUAAGGGGUUACAGAUGCAUAUGUCCAAUAUAAAAUAGAAAAUAUAUUAACGUUUGAAAUUAAA